Peromyscus maniculatus bairdii (prairie deer mouse) is the source of this 971-nucleotide messenger RNA. The record is from RefSeq and is a predicted model, not a curated record. NCBI's taxonomy places the organism in Eukaryota, Metazoa, Chordata, Mammalia, Rodentia, Cricetidae.
GGACUGUGUACACUGCCCCUCACCCUGCUGGCCCUCUGCACCCAUAUCAGGGUUCGCUGGAUCUGGUGGCCGCAGCGGACUGCGCCGUCUGUACUGGCAUCCCAACAGCUCUUCCUGUGCAGAAAGCUUUGUUUCAAAAACAUUCUCAGUUUCUUGAUGAAAAAGCAAUUACAAAAGAACUGAAUUACACUGAAUUAGAGUGUACAAAACAGCAUUCACUCUCGAAAGACAAAGUCUGGAGCUGUUGCCCAAAGGAUUGGAAGCCAUUUAGUUCCCACUGCUACUUUACUUCGAAUGACUCAGCAUCUUGGAGUGAGAGUGAGGAGAAGUGCUCCAGCAUGGGUGCUCAUCUGAUGGUGAUCCACAGCCAGGAAGAGCAGGAUUUCAUUACCAAGACCCUGGAUCCUAAAGCUGCUUAUUAUAUUGGCCUUUUGGAUGCAAGUCACCGACAGUGGCGAUGGGUUGAUCAGACACCAUACAAUGAAAGUGCCACGUUCUGGCACCCGGGUGAGCCCAACAAUGACAAGAACAAUGAAGAAUGUGUUGUAAUACGUCAUCUAUCUUCCAAAUGGGACUGGAAUGACAUCCCUUGCAAUUGUAUGAGGAAGUCAGUUUGUCAGAUGAAGAAAAUAUAUUUAUGAAUCAAGCUUUUUCCAUGGACAUGGAUUGCAUUUUUGUCCAGCAUUACACAGAUACCUGCAAAGAUCUUCUUGUGGAAGAGAUGACCAUAGAAAUUUAGGUAGGCAUCAACAGUUAUCCAUAUGAUAGUACUGGUCGACAUAUGUACUUAUUUAUUCAUCCUUAGCUCUUUAUAUAAUGAGAAUUUCCCAUAUACCAGAGACUCGAGACUCAACAGGAUCCCUUUUGGUAUAUGUGGAAGCACACUAGCUUCUCUGUCCAUUCUUAAAUUCCUAAAGUCUUAUUUGAUGGUAGAAUUGUAUGGUGUGGACCCUCCACCAUUUUUUCUCUCC